CAAGCCUCAUAACAGAGGGAGAGAAAGACGACACAAUAGCGCGAACUGUUAAUCAGUCUAAUCCAGGUGUUGUUAAUUAGUGCUCGGGUUCGUGUGGCACGUGACAGCAGGAACACUAAAGGGAAAAGUCGAUGUGCUCUCAGAUGGAUUAUGCCAUGAAGUCCCUCAGCCUUCUGACUCCAUCUUCUCUCUCCAAGUGUGUGACAGCCAGCGUCUCAGCCAGCGCUUCCAUGACCCAGCAGCUCCUGUCGGGUCGAGCUCCUCGACCAAAGCCCUUCAGGGUCACAAAUGUUGAUCGCAGUGUGAAGAAGGGCAUCAUGGCGGACAAGUUAGAAGACCUGAUGAACAAGGCCAGCGACUCGUUGAGUGCUCAGUGUGCCAGCGCCCUGGUGCUGGAUGAAGAUGGCACAGGGGUGGACACAGAGGAGUUCUUCCAGACGCUGCCUGAAAACGCAGUCCUCAUGGUCCUGGAGAAGGGCCACAAGUGGACCCCACAUCCGAACAGCCCCUCCAGAGAUCAGCUGAGCGAGCGCAGGCCACAGCACCGGACAGAUGUGGCCAAGCUGACUUUUGACCUCUACAAAAACAACCCCAAGGAUUUCAUUGGCUGCCUGAACGUGAAAGCAACCCUGUACGGUGCUUAUUCUGUGUCCUAUGACCUGCGCUGUUACGCUGCCAAAACAAUGCUCAAGGAGGUUUUGCGAUGGACCGUGUUCUCCAUGCAGGCCACAGGCCACAUCCUGCUGGGCUCCUCUGGCUACAUCGAGCAGCUGCUGGAGGAGGAGGAGCAAGCGGAGAAGACCCUGGCGCUGCCGCAGGAAGGCAGGAUCAGACAGCUGCAGAGCAUGCUGCUGGGAAAGAUAUCCCUCUGAUGGUGGACUUGAGCUGAUGACGGUGGAGUGAACGAUUUGUCCAGAUGUUGGACACACUGUAGAUGGUUACUGGUGAUCUCUACGUGUUCAUGUCCCAGUUUUCCAUGUGGACUUUCAGACAUUGCAACAGUCACUUUCUUGCUCUGUUACAUUUUUUUCGCCCAAGAUGUUUGUAGAAGCUGAUUCCACAAGUUAUUCCUCAGAAAGCACUUUUACGCACUACUUUCACUUUUUCUUAUGGAGAUAAAUAAAUAAAAUGAAAAGCCCA
Centropristis striata (black sea bass) is the source of this 1140-nucleotide messenger RNA. It is a transcript of the gene cidec, whose product is annotated as cell death inducing DFFA like effector c. Gene Ontology annotation, biological process: apoptotic process; regulation of apoptotic process. Lineage: Eukaryota; Metazoa; Chordata; Actinopteri; Perciformes; Serranidae. The coding region runs from base 132 to 872 and encodes 246 amino acids. The record is from RefSeq and is a predicted model, not a curated record. The transcript has 6 exons.